Messenger RNA from Chrysochloris asiatica (Cape golden mole), 1135 nucleotides. RefSeq names its product LETM1 domain containing 1 (gene LETMD1). The transcript is spliced from 9 exons. The coding region runs from base 53 to 1135 and encodes 360 amino acids. The record is from RefSeq and is a predicted model, not a curated record. Gene Ontology annotation, cellular component: mitochondrial inner membrane. Gene Ontology annotation, biological process: intracellular monoatomic cation homeostasis. Lineage: Eukaryota; Metazoa; Chordata; Mammalia; Afrosoricida; Chrysochloridae. Gene Ontology annotation, molecular function: ribosome binding.
ACGGUGAAUGCUGACCUGAAGGCUCCGUCGCUCCCCCUCCCUCACGGUUAAGAUGGCGCUCUCCAGAGUGUGGUGGGCUCGGGCCACUUUUUGGGGCUCAGCAGUCACCCCUGGACCUUUUGUCACGCGGAGGCUACAACUUGGGUGCUCUGGCCUGGUCUGGGGGGCCCCUCGGUCUUCAAAGCUUCAUCUCAUUCCAAAGGCAGAUGUGAAGAGCUUGGUCUCUUACGUGGUGGACAAGACAAAAGUGAUUCAUGAGAAAUACCAUCGUUUUUUGGGUCGCAAUUUCCCCCGCUUCUAUGUCAUGUACACAAUCUUCAUGAAAGGAUUUCGGAUGUUAUGGGCUGAUGCCAAAAAGGCUAGAAGAAUAAAGGCAAAUAUGUGGAAGCAAAAUAUAAAGUUUCAUCAACUGUCAUACCGGGACAUGGAGCAUUUGAGACAGUUCAGCCGAGACGUCACCAAGUGUAUUUUCAUAGGCAUCAUUUCCAUCCCACCCUUUGCCAACUACCUGGUGUUCUUGCUAAUGUACUUUUUUCCUAGGCAACUACUAGUCAGGCACUUUUGGACCCCAAAGCAACAGACUGAAUUCUUAGAUAUUUAUCAUACUCUCCAGAGGCAGUCCCAUCCAGAAAUCCUUACUUGUUUAGAAAUGACGAUCCCAGCCAUUUCUGAUGCAGGACUCCGGUGGCAUCUCACAGAAGUAUGCAACAAGAUACACCAUGGUACUCAGCCAGCAGUAAAUGAUAUCCUUGCUCUGAGAGAGUGCUUCUCUAACCGUCCUCUGGACAUGAACCAUCUCCAGACUUUGCAGUUGAAAGCCUUGAGCCGAGCCAUGCUUCUUACUCCUCACCUGCCUCCUUUCUUGUUGAGAAGCCGUUUGAAGAAUCAUACCACUGUGAUUCAUCAAUUGGACAAAGCUUUGGCAAAGCUGGGGAUUGGUGAGCUGACAGCUCAAGAAGUGAAGUCGGCUUGUUAUCUCCGUGGCCUGAAUUCUACCCACAUUGCUGAAGAAAGAUGCCGAACUUGGCUGGGAGAAUGGCUGCAGAUUUCCUGCAGCCUAAAAGAAGCUGAGCUGUCCCUCUUGCUACACAACGUGGUCCUGUUUUCUACCAACUACCUUGGGACACGGCGCUGA